Clupea harengus (Atlantic herring) is the source of this 1135-nucleotide messenger RNA. It is a transcript of the gene tagln2, whose product is annotated as transgelin 2. NCBI's taxonomy places the organism in Eukaryota, Metazoa, Chordata, Actinopteri, Clupeiformes, Clupeidae. Gene Ontology annotation, cellular component: actin cytoskeleton. The record is from RefSeq and is a predicted model, not a curated record. Gene Ontology annotation, biological process: actin filament organization. Gene Ontology annotation, molecular function: actin filament binding.
UUUGUGAAGUCGGUGAAGUCAUCUGUGCAUGUCUGAUCACUUUAAACGGGCACUCCCAGCAAACUCUGCUCUCUGUAGUAAAUAGGAAGAGAGAUCUGCGACGCGCGCACACAUUCACACCUCACUGUAGCGGAGCGCACCUCUGCCCAGGAUUACACAGAAGAACACAGCACUCCUUCAACAUAAAAGCUACAGUCAUGGCAAACAAAGGUCCCGCGUACGGUCUGAGCCGCGAGGUGCAGAGCAAGAUCGACAAGAAGUACGACCCCGAGCUGGAGGAGAGGCUGGUAGCCUGGAUCAUGGCCCAGUGCGGCGCCGAGGUGGGAUCACCCGAGCCCAGCAAAACUGGCUUCCAGAACUGGCUGAAGGACGGAUGUGUGCUGGGUCAUCUCAUCAACAGUCUCUACGGUGCAACCAAGCCCGUUAAGAAGGUUCAGGUGUCAGGGAUGGCCUUCAAGCAGAUGGAACUGAUCUCCCAGUUCCUCAACGCUGCUGAACGCUAUGGAAUCAACAAAACUGACUUGUUCCAGACCGUAGACCUCUGGGAGGGUAAGGAUUUAGCAGCUGUGCAGAGAACGUUGAUGGCACUUGGUAGCUUGGCCGUCACCAAGGAUGAUGGCUGUUACCAAGGUGACCCUGCCUGGUUUCACAAGAAAGCCCAGGAAAACAAGCGGGACUUCACUGAUGAACAGCUCAAAGAAGGCCAGAGUGUGAUCGGCCUUCAGAUGGGCACCAACAAGGGGGCAUCCCAAGCUGGCAUGACGGGCUAUGGACGGCCCAGGCAGAUCUUGUAAAACCAGCUCAGCUCCCCAAUGUACCCAGCCCAACCAACUUCAUCUCUCUCGGUCAUCUCCCAACCCCAACGCCCCAACAUUCACUGAAACUGGAGCUGCACAGGGACCAAAACACACACACACACACACACACACACACACACACACACACACACACACACACACACACACACACACACACACACACACACAGCAACACACACAAACACACUUCUAUACAUAUGAACAUACUUUGACCAAAGACUUUUGUUGUACACCCCCAUUCCCCAUUUUUUUGUACAUUGUAUGUUGAUUAUUAAUAAUUUUGAAAAUGAAAAUUAAAAAAGACUUUUAAUUUUAAA